Myotis myotis is the source of this 4133-nucleotide messenger RNA. RefSeq names its product glycine decarboxylase (gene GLDC). Gene Ontology annotation, biological process: glycine decarboxylation via glycine cleavage system. The transcript is spliced from 25 exons. Gene Ontology annotation, molecular function: glycine dehydrogenase (decarboxylating) activity; pyridoxal phosphate binding; lyase activity. NCBI's taxonomy places the organism in Eukaryota, Metazoa, Chordata, Mammalia, Chiroptera, Vespertilionidae. The record is from RefSeq and is a predicted model, not a curated record. Bases 212 to 3646 code for a protein of 1144 amino acids. Gene Ontology annotation, cellular component: mitochondrion; glycine cleavage complex.
GGAACUCCAACAUUCAUGCAUGGAAACUAACCAACUCAAAGUGUCUGGCCUCCGGGUCAGAAUCACCUUCCAUCUCCGCUGAGUCCCUUAGGCACUUCGCCCGCGGCCGUCCACCCGGAUCCCGCAUGAGCGAGAUCCCAGACUGGCGUCCCCACUUGCUGUGUGCCUCAGCAUCUGCCAUCACCCAGAGAUGGAGCAGGAAUGACUGAGGAUGCCGGGAGCCAGCGCCCGAAAAGGGGGCAGGGAGAAGGGGCGGGGUGGGGUCCGCCUCCGCCCCCUACCCUCCGUUCACUCCCAUUGGCCGAGCGUUCGCCGGCCCCAUUCCCACCGCCCGCCCCCAGGGCGACGCUUAAAGUGUGCGGAGCAGGUGCCUGGAGUGGAGCAACAACUUUGCGCGCGUGUCCGGGCUGUGCGCGCCGCCCAUUCAUCGCCCGGGAGCGUCCGCACCUCCUGCCGCGCCGGUCAUCCUCUGGGAAGGGACUCCAGACCGGAGGCAGCCGCCACCAGAGGGACCGCGACCAGAAGACGGGCCGAGAGCGCCGCUGACUCUUGCGGUCGGGGGCUGGAGACGGUGGCUGCGACCAUGCAGACGUGCGCCAGGGCCUGGGGGCUGCGUCUGGGCUGCGGGGUCCCCGGCGGCCGCCGCCUGGCGGGAGGCGCGGGGCGGCGUUGCGUGCAGCAGAGCCGUGACAACAGGAGCGGCGGUGGGGACCGCGGCGGGGCUGGGGCCUCGCGCCUUCUCGAGCGCCUCCUCCCCAGACACGACGACUUCGCCCGGAGGCACAUCGGACCUGGGGACAAAGACCAGAGGGAGAUGCUACAGGCCCUGGGGCUGGCGAGCAUUGAUGAAUUGAUGGAGAAGACGGUCCCCGCGAGCAUCCGUUUGAAAAGGCCCUUGAAAAUGGAAGACCCCGUUUGCGAAAAUGAAAUCCUUGCAACUCUGCGUGCAAUUUCCAGCCGAAACCAGGUCUGGAGGUCGUAUAUUGGCAUGGGCUACUAUAACUGCUCAGUGCCACAGACUAUUUUGCGGAACUUACUGGAGAACUCAGGAUGGAUCACCCAGUAUACUCCGUACCAGCCAGAGGUGUCCCAGGGGAGACUGGAGAGUUUACUGAAUUACCAGACCAUGGUGUGUGACAUCACAGGCAUGGACAUGGCCAACGCAUCCCUGCUGGAUGAGGCGACCGCAGCUGCAGAGGCGAUGCAGCUGUGCCACAGACACACCAAGAGGAGGAAGUUUUUUGUUGACCCUCGUUGCCACCCACAGACAAUAGCUGUCAUCCAGACGCGAGCCAAAUAUGCUGGAGUCCUCAUUGAGUUGAAGUUAUUCCACGAAAUGGACUUCAGUGGGAAAGAUGUCAGUGGAGUGCUGUUCCAGUACCCAGACACUGAGGGGAAGGUGGAAGACUUUACUGAACUCGUGGAGAGAGCCCAUCAGACUGGGAGCUUGGCUUGCUGUGCUACUGACCUUUUAGCUCUGUGUAUCUUGAGGCCUCCUGGAGAAUUUGGGGUAGACAUCGCCCUUGGCAGCUCACAGAGAUUUGGGGUGCCACUCGGCUAUGGUGGACCGCAUGCAGCCUUUUUUGCCGUCAGAGAAAGCUUGGUGAGGAUGAUGCCUGGAAGAAUGGUGGGAGUUACAAGAGAUGCCACCGGGAAAGAAGUGUAUCGUCUUGCUCUUCAAACGAGGGAGCAACACAUCCGGAGAGACAAGGCUACCAGCAACAUCUGUACUGCUCAGGCUCUCUUGGCGAAUAUGGCUGCCAUGUUUGCAAUCUACCAUGGUUCCCGAGGGCUGGAGCAUAUUGCUAGGAGGGUACACAAUGCCACUUUGAUUUUGUCUGAAGGUCUCAAACGAGCGGGGCAUCAACUCCAGCAUGACCUGUUCUUUGACACUUUGAAGAUUCAGUGUGGCUGCUCAGUGAAGGAGGUCUUGAGCAGAGCUGCUCAGAGGCAAAUCAAUUUUCGACUUUUUGAGGAUGGCACACUUGGUAUUUCUCUUGAUGAAACAGUCAGUGAAAAAGAUCUGGAUGACUUGUUGUGGAUCUUUGGCUGUGAGUCAUCUGCAGAGCUGGUUGCUGAAAGCAUGGGCGAGGAACGGAGAGGUAUUCUAGCCACUGCCUUCAAGAGAACCAGCCCGUUCCUUACAAAUCAAGUGUUCAACAGCUAUCACUCAGAAACAAAUAUUGUUCGAUAUAUGAAGAAAUUAGAAAACAAAGACAUUUCCCUCGUUCACAGCAUGAUUCCACUGGGAUCCUGUACCAUGAAGCUCAACAGUUCAUCUGAACUUGCACCAAUCACAUGGAGUGAAUUUGCAAACAUCCACCCCUUUGUGCCUUUGGACCAAGCUCAAGGGUACCAGCAGCUUUUCCGAGAGCUUGAGAAGGAUUUGUGUGAGAUCACAGGCUACGACCGAGUCUGUUUACAGCCUAACAGUGGAGCCCAGGGGGAAUAUGCUGGGCUGGCCACUAUCCGAGCUUACUUAGAAGAGAAAGGAGAGAGACACAGAACGGUUUGCCUCAUUCCAAAAUCAGCUCAUGGGACCAAUCCCGCAAGUGCCCACAUGGCAGGCAUGAAGAUUCAGCCUGUGGAGGUGGAUAAAUAUGGAAAUAUCGACACAGCUCACCUCAAGGCCAUGGUGGAUAAACACAAGGAGAACCUGGCAGCAAUCAUGAUUACGUACCCAUCCACCAAUGGAGUGUUUGAAGAGAACAUCAGCGACGUGUGUGACCUGAUUCACCAGCACGGAGGCCAGGUCUACCUAGACGGGGCAAAUAUGAACGCUCAGGUGGGAAUCUGUCGUCCUGGAGACUUUGGGUCUGAUGUCUCACACCUAAACCUUCACAAGACCUUCUGCAUUCCCCAUGGAGGAGGCGGCCCUGGCAUGGGGCCCAUCGGAGUGAAGAAGCAUCUUGCCCCUUUCCUACCCAGUCAUCCUGUCAUUUCGUUAACGUCUGAUGAGAAUGCCCGGCCCGUGGGUACCGUCAGCGCAGGCCCGUGGGGCUCCAGUUCCAUCCUGCCCAUUUCAUGGGCUUACAUUAAGAUGAUGGGAGGCAAGGGCCUUAAACAAGCCACGGAAGUUGCUAUAUUGAAUGCCAACUACAUGGCCAAGAGAUUAGAAAAACACUACAGAGUCCUUUUCCGGGGUGCAAGAGGUUAUGUGGCUCAUGAAUUUAUUUUGGAUACAAGACCCUUCAAAAAGUCUGCAAAUAUUGAGGCUGUGGAUGUGGCCAAGAGGCUUCAGGAUUAUGGAUUUCAUGCCCCUACCAUGUCCUGGCCAGUGGCAGGGACUCUCAUGAUUGAGCCCACUGAGUCGGAAGACAAGGCAGAGCUGGAUAGGUUCUGUGAUGCCAUGAUAAGCAUUCGGCAGGAAAUCGCCGACAUUGAGGAGGGCCGCAUCGACCCCCAGGUCAAUCCACUGAAGAUGUCUCCACACUCCCUGACCUGCGUCACAUCCUCGCACUGGGAUCGGCCGUAUUCCAGAGAGGUGGCAGCCUUCCCACUCCCCUUUGUGAAACCAGAGAACAAAUUCUGGCCAACCAUUGCCCGGAUUGAUGACAUCUAUGGCGAUCAGCACCUGGUCUGCACCUGCCCACCCAUGGAAGUUUAUGAGUCUCCAUUUUCUGAACAGAAGAGGGCCUCUUCUUAGUCUCCCCCUGAGUCCAAGUGACUGAUUUGAUGCCUCUCUCUGGAGCAUUUGAUAAGCAAGAAAUAUUUCAUCACCUACCCCAGACUGAAGCAGGGGUUUUAUAUACUGUGUAUAUUUUUGUAAUCUGUCAAGGUAAAUGUAAAUACAGUUAGUGUAGGGAGUGGGAGCUCACUGUCGGAAGACUGAUUUGCUUCCAUGCCUCUGCCUCCACAUGUAGCAGUUGAUGUUCAAUUUGCCUUGAUUGGUGGCCAUUUUUAGUUUUUUGCAUAGAAAAUUUGGGGUGUGCUCGGAACUUUAACUUUCAAUGGAGCAAGUUCACAGACAUUGUAGAGGCUAUACUGAUAGACAUAUUUUUGUUCCAAAUAAGUCCUUAUGGACUGUGCCAACUGUGGGAAAUCCCAGGGCAAAUGUUUACAUUUUGUAUACACUGCAGAAAUCUUCCAACUAAUUUGCCUAAUCAAUAAUAGCAUUUGAGUGUUUUCUCUUU